AGCCUCCAACCUUGUUUUCCAAGUAAAGCAAGAUUAAAAUGUUGUAGAAAAUUCUAUUAGAUGGGUUUUUUUUUUAAGGAUGAAUUUGAUUUUUUUUUCCUUCAUAGUAGGACUUGUUUAGUUAUUUUACUCUGUUGGAAGGUUUUUUUUCCGGUGAAAUUCUCUUAUGUAAUUUUAUUAUUUUUUGAUGAAGGAUUUUUUUUAAUAUUAUAUUUUAAUAUAGUAGCGAUAUAUGCCCACAAAUUUUACCAUCAAAUUUUUACCAUAUUUUCUUCUCCGUCGAACUGCCUUUCUUGAUCCCCUAAAAACAAUUUCAUCUAUAGAAUCCAAAUUAAGCCCCGCUCUCUUUCUCACUCACUGAAAUCUCUGCUUUUAUCAAUGGCGGCUUCCCCGUCUCAUUCUCAGUCCGAUACUCAACAAAUCAUCAAUCCUCCAGAAGCUGAAUCUCAGCUCUCAUCUCUCGUCUACAAUAUGUCACAGCAAGUCCAAGGUGCCAUGGAGAACAUGCUUAAGAUGAUCAAUGAAAUUGAUGAAAACUCUUCUGGGAUAAUGGAGUAUAUAGAGAAGUGCAAAGAGUCUGCUAUUGAUAGGAAGAGAGUCUUAGAGGAAGAAAGGGUACGUUUUCAGAAAGCUGCUUUCGCUGUGUUAGACAUGCUCAACAACGGAGAAUAGAUGCGGUUCUUGCUGGAAGAACGUAGAAAAGGAUCCCUUUAUUCUGUGGACAAAGUGUAGAUGACAUUUCAAAGGUUUUUACUGUGGUCUGUUGCCUCAUCCUUUGGACUCUGUAAAAACUACUAGCAAUCUUAGAUGUUAACACUUACAAUUUUAAUAGUACACUACACACUUCAAAGAUGAUCAAUACGAUAGUUUUAAGUAAUCGUGAAAAUUGGAUAUGUCAGCAAGUUUUUUCUUCCCUUAGUCAAAUUUAUGUUGCACCCUACAUUCUUAUAUUGGUGUCAUAGAUCUAUUGAAUGGAAAUCCAGUGCUUUAAGAUACAGGCGAAACAAAA
This is a messenger RNA of Humulus lupulus (European hop), 1009 nucleotides long. RefSeq lists its product as uncharacterized. The transcript has 4 exons. The record is from RefSeq and is a predicted model, not a curated record. Lineage: Eukaryota; Viridiplantae; Streptophyta; Magnoliopsida; Rosales; Cannabaceae. Bases 379 to 672 code for a protein of 97 amino acids.